AUGGCCGACGCAGUUGCACCCGCAGCUGGACCGGAGGCGGUUCCGGAAGCACAAGCUGGUGGAGUUUGGCAGCUUAUAAAGCAAGCAGUCACAAUCUAUUUCUUUGUUUCAAUGGUUACGAGCUACUUUCGUCCAUCCACUCCAGGUGCGAAUACCAAUGUAACCUCAUCAGCACCAGGAAACAAGGCAGCGAACUUGUUCCACAAUAAUCAAUUAUUCGAUUUAUAUGUUUACUUGGAUGAAAAUGACCUCCCAUUCAAACAGUUCGAUUCAGCACCAGAAAAACUCAUUUGGAUGAGAAACGCAAUGAAAUACGAUGACUGGACAAGCGGUGAUAACGAAGAUGGAAGUUUCACUAUUCAUAAGACAUUCCCAACUCCAGAAGCAUUGCUUCGAAACGAAUCAAUGUAUCUGCAUACAUUCAUCGUUAAAACCGGACAAUCGCCGAACCCGAGAGAUAGGAAUUAUUUCAAAAACCAAGUGAUUUACAAAAUGCAUCAACUGAAUAAGUAUAAGAAGAAAUACUAUAAAAAGACUGCAAACCUUCUAACUGGAGAAAGUGAUCAGAGUGAAGAAGAUUUGGCAAAGGCUCACAUCAUGAAAUAUGAGGUGCUCAAUCACUGGCAUCCGAAUAUUUCAAUCUCCCUUAUUGUCGAUCAAACACCAUGGGUUCGAGGAUCGAUUCCUCCACCUCUGAAUGAAGAUAUCGAGUUUAAUGAAGAUGGAAGUGUCUACAAACCAAUUCUAUUCUACAAUAAUUGGUGGAAUCUUGGAGCUGACUAUCAGCCAAUCAAUGAGACAGUCAAAGAACUCAAUUUAACAAUCACUUAUUACCCAAUGUCAGUGUUCAAAUAUCAAAUGUACGCAAGCCAGAAAAUGCAAUCAAAAUGGCAAUCUAUGCUGUCCAUGGAAGGCGUUGAUUCGGACGGUGAAGAGCAUGACUCUAUGAAACAAGCUCUUCUGGAGACAAAUCCUAUCCUGCUGGCUGUUACAAUGAUUGUAUCACUUCUUCACACUGUUUUUGAAUUCCUUGCUUUCAAGAACGAUAUUCAGUUUUGGAAUAAUCGAAAAGAUCUCGUCGGUUUGUCCGUUCGAUCUGUUUUGUUCAACAUCUUCCAAUCGCUCAUUGUCUUUUUGUACAUUUGUGAUAACGAGACGAACACAAUGGUGAAAUUCACUGUUGGAAUUGGAUUGCUCAUCGAGUGUUGGAAAAUUCCAAAAGUUAUGAAUGUAUCCCUCGACAGACAAUACAAAUGGUUUGGAAUCAUUCCGCGUAUCACAAUCGCCGAUAAAGGAUCAUAUGUGGAAAGUGAAACUAAAGUGUAUGAUCAAAUGGCAUUCAAGUAUCUCGGAUGUGCUCUUUUCCCACUGCUCGUUGGAUACGCUAUCUAUUCAGUCAUCUAUGUAGAACAGAAAGGAUGGUACUCGUGGAUUCUCAAUAUGCUUUAUGGGUUCCUUCUUACAUUUGGUUUCAUUGCUAUGACACCUCAAUUGUUCAUCAACUACAAAUUGAAAUCCGUUGCUCAUUUGCCAUGGCGUAUGCUUACAUACAAGUUCAUCAAUACUUUCAUUGAUGACUUAUUUGCUUUUGUCAUCCGAAUGCCGUUGCUGUACCGUAUCGGAUGCUUCCGUGAUGAUAUCAUCUUCUUGAUCUAUCUCUACCAACGUUGGGCGUAUCGUGUUGACCCCAGCCGUCUCAAUGAAUUCGGAACGAGUCUUGAAAAAGAAACCGGUGCUGCUCCAGUUGAAGGAUCUCAACCAGAUAGUAUUCAAGGACAAGAACAGAACAGUGGAGGAGAUAAUGACGUUGAAGACAAGAAAACCAAGUAG
Caenorhabditis remanei is the source of this 1830-nucleotide messenger RNA. RefSeq lists its product as uncharacterized. The transcript has 6 exons. The record is from RefSeq and is a predicted model, not a curated record. Lineage: Eukaryota; Metazoa; Nematoda; Chromadorea; Rhabditida; Rhabditidae. Gene Ontology annotation, cellular component: membrane; endomembrane system. Bases 1 to 1830 code for a protein of 609 amino acids.